Malurus melanocephalus (red-backed fairy wren) is the source of this 653-nucleotide messenger RNA. Its product is annotated as keratin-associated protein 10-6-like. The transcript is spliced from 2 exons. The record is from RefSeq and is a predicted model, not a curated record. Lineage: Eukaryota; Metazoa; Chordata; Aves; Passeriformes; Maluridae. Bases 16 to 384 code for a protein of 122 amino acids.
AACAGGGAAGCGAGAAUGGUCGAUGGCUGUCUCACUUCCAGGAGGGAGGAUGGCCGCGAGUAUAAAAGGGCUCCGGGCCCAGAUCCCUUCAUUCGCUCGUCUUCUCCUCCCUUCACCUCUCCUCACUCUCCAGCAGGCUCCACCCUUGAGAUGCCCAACGGGUGUUGCGGCGGAUGCUGUGGCAACAGCGGCCGGAAUUACUCGGUGACCUGCAUUAGCAGCCCCCGCUGCUGCAAGACCCCGAUGUGCUGCAGCCCCAUGCAGUGCUGCAGCCCCUGCUGCAUGCCCAUGCAGAGCUGCUGCAUGCCCACCACCUGCUGCUACACCAUCAGCAGCAACAACAACAACAACGGCUGCUGCGGUGGAUGCUGUGGUGGCAACUGAGCGCUCCCGGCUCGCCCUGAGCUCGGCUACGGACGUGGACAUGGAAAACGCGCUGAAUGCUCCUCCUGCUGUGCUCAGACCCUGUAGAAAUUCCCUUUUCUGCUGGUUUUUUUUGUGCCCCGAAGCCGCUGCCCAGCGCGUUUCUGGCCCGGCUCUUCCUUCCCCUCUCUCGGUGUGUGGGAUGUUUAACGCUGUCUCGCUCUCCCUUCUCUUCCUUUAAUCCUCAAUUAGCGAUGAAUCAAUAAAAUCUGUAAGUUGUGAUCCUGCAA